Peronospora belbahrii is the source of this 264-nucleotide messenger RNA. The record is from the annotation of a GenBank genome assembly. NCBI's taxonomy places the organism in Eukaryota, Oomycota, Peronosporomycetes, Peronosporales, Peronosporaceae.
AUGGUGAUCUGGAUACGGGUUGGCGGUACCUAUAUGAACACGUGGAACAUUAUCGUAAUUCUUGUUGCCGUCGGGCUAUCCCAGUUAGGGCGCUCGUUUAUAUCAUUGAUUCACGAAACAGCUAUGGCGCCUCCAUGGAACCGCACGACAUUUACUGUCUGGAACAAUGGUAUGAUGGAAUUAAUGAAUCCGUUUCUUGUCGGUUGGAUUGUGUUUUAUCCGUAUGUUAAGACAAUUUUGGAGGCCGAAGGCUCCAUGGAUUAA